AUGUCAUCUGCUCUCCUUGACGAGGCUGCGCGCAUUGCCCGCCAGUUCGACUACCCCGCUGCUGAGGUGCAGCGUGGAGUGACGGAAUACAUUCGUGAGAUCGAUGAAGGUUUGUCCAAGGAGCACACGACCCUCAGUCAGAUCCCUACCUAUGUCACGGCGGUGCCCAAUGGCACGGAAAAGGGAUUGUACCUGGCAGUAGAUCUCGGCGGCACCAACUUCCGCGUGUGUUCGAUCGAUCUACAUGGAGACACUACCUUCUCCCUUACCCAGUCCAAGAUCAUGAUUCCUCGUGAGACCAUGGCGUCCGGUACGGCCAAGGAUCUCUUCUUGUUCUUGGCCCGCCAAAUCGAAUCGUUCCUGCGCAUUCACCACAACGACCACUUCGAAGCUCACCUGCGACGCCGCAAUGAGAAGAAUGGCAACUGUGAAGAGGACCUGUUCGACUUGGGUUUCACCUUCAGUUUCCCCGUGCGUCAGCUGGGCAUUAACAAGGGUACCCUGAUUCGCUGGACGAAGGGCUUCAACAUUCCCGAUGCGGUGGGUAAGGAUGUCUGCGCAUUGCUGCAGAACGCCAUCGAUGAUCUGGGCCUCCCGGUGCGCGUGGCUGCCUUGGUCAACGACACUGUCGGAACCCUGAUGGCUCGUUCAUACACCUCUCCUGGAGAGACGGGCACGUUCCUGGGUGCUAUCUUUGGCACGGGCACCAAUGGCGCCUAUGUUGAGAAGCUGGACCGGAUCACUAAGCUGCAGACCAUUGAACACUCCGAGUACGACAAGACCACCGGUGAGAUGAUUAUCAACGCCGAGUGGGGCAGCUUCGACAACCACCUGAGUGUACUGCCGAACACCAUCUACGACCAGCAGCUCGAUGCCGACAGCAACAACCCCGGCAUUCAAAUGUUCGAGAAGCGUGUCUCGGGUAUGUUCCUGGGUGAGAUCUUGCGCCGCGUCAUGCUGGACAUGCAGCGCAACGAGUCCCUGGGCUUCCUCCGGGCUGGCGGCGCUUCCACCGUUUCUGUUCCCCAGGAGUCCUCCCUGUACCGCCAAUGGGGUAUUGACACCAGCUUGUUGAGUCUGGUCGAGGCCGACAAGACUGAGAAUAUGGAGCAGAUCAAGGUCGCUCUGAAGGAUCACCUCAAGAUCGAACGCCCCACCACCGACGACUGCAAGGCCAUCCAGACCGUUGUUCAUGCCAUUGGCAAGCGUGCUGCUCGUCUGAGUGCCGUCCCGCUGGCUGCCAUCCUCCUCUCUACUGGCAAGCUGCAGAAGGAUGACCUCGUAGACAUUGGUGUGGAUGGCAGUCUGGUCGAGUUCUACCCCAACUUCGAAGGCUACAUGCGUGAUGCCCUCCGCGAAGUGCCCGAGGUUGGAGAAGCCGGCAACAAGAAGAUCCGCAUUGGUAUCUCCAAGGAUGGCAGCGGCGUGGGUGCUGCUCUAAUCGCCCUCGUUGCUAGCAAGGAGGAGGCCCGCAGAAAGUCGCAAUAG
This is a messenger RNA of Aspergillus niger, 1488 nucleotides long. RefSeq names its product glucokinase glkA-Aspergillus niger (gene GlkA). Gene Ontology annotation, molecular function: fructokinase activity; mannokinase activity; ATP binding. Gene Ontology annotation, biological process: glycolytic process; glucose 6-phosphate metabolic process; intracellular glucose homeostasis. The transcript is spliced from 2 exons. Gene Ontology annotation, cellular component: cytosol; mitochondrion. The record is from RefSeq and is a predicted model, not a curated record. The coding region runs from base 1 to 1488 and encodes 495 amino acids. NCBI's taxonomy places the organism in Eukaryota, Fungi, Ascomycota, Eurotiomycetes, Eurotiales, Aspergillaceae.